CACCAUUAACAUCAUAUUCUCCACCUCUCAUCACCAUCCCUAUCCUUUCUCCUUUAUAUAUUAUAUAUAGAUAUAUAGAUGUGAUGUUCUUAAGAUGUUAGCAUUGGCAAACAUAGUGUUAAUGAAACCAUCCAAAUGGUUGUACAAGAAGAGCAUGAAGCUCACAAGAGGACAAGCAUGCAAAAGCAUACAACCAAACAAAUGGAAAGAACACAAAAGAAACAAAGUAGAACAACUUCAACAAGUGUUUCAGUAUUUGGACAAUGAUAAAGAUGGGAAGAUCUCAGCUGAAGAGAUUCAAAGGUUUUUUGCAGGAGUUGGUGAAGAAGUUCCAGUGAAGGUUGCAAAGGCUGCCAUUGAUGGACUUGAUUCAGGAGGUGAUGGGAAGCUAGAGUUUGAGGACUUUGUUGCUUUAAUGGAGAUGAAGAGGAAUGGAAGUAGUGAUGGUGAUGGUGAUGGCGAUGAUGAUGAGGUGUUGAAGAUGGCUUUUGAGGUGUUUGAAGGAAGGGGAGAAGGGAUCAGAGGGAGGAUUACUGCUGAGGGGUUGCAGAAGGUGCUAAGAAGGGUCGGGGAGGAGAAGUCUUUGAGGGAGUGUAAGGCCAUGAUAACAGCUUAUGAUCUUGAUGGUAAUGGUGAGAUUGACUUUCAUGAGUUUCAUUGCAUGAUGACUUUACUUUGAACUUUUCACUGCUUGUGAUUAUUGAAAUUACAAGUUGUACUUGCAUGCUUUUAAUUUAUGUGUGUGUUGUGUGUGUCUAUAAUAUAAUAUAUAUAUAUAUAGAGAGAGAGAGAGAGAGAGAGAGAGAGAGAGAGAGAAGCUUAUACAUGUACUUGUAUUUGAAAUAUGUAUAUAGUUAUAUAGUUAUAUAUGAAGGAAAGUAUUUAUCUCA
Dioscorea cayenensis subsp. rotundata (Guinea yam) is the source of this 890-nucleotide messenger RNA. RefSeq names its product probable calcium-binding protein CML41. The transcript has a single exon. Lineage: Eukaryota; Viridiplantae; Streptophyta; Magnoliopsida; Dioscoreales; Dioscoreaceae. The record is from RefSeq and is a predicted model, not a curated record. The coding region runs from base 95 to 679 and encodes 194 amino acids. Gene Ontology annotation, molecular function: calcium ion binding.